Brassica napus (rape) is the source of this 1557-nucleotide messenger RNA. RefSeq lists its product as uncharacterized. NCBI's taxonomy places the organism in Eukaryota, Viridiplantae, Streptophyta, Magnoliopsida, Brassicales, Brassicaceae. The transcript has 4 exons. The coding region runs from base 1 to 1557 and encodes 518 amino acids. The record is from RefSeq and is a predicted model, not a curated record.
AUGGAACAUAUUGCUAGCUGUCGAAAAGCUUUGAGUCAGUGGAGGAGACAGAAUAAUGUGAAUUCAGAAAAACUAGUGGAAGAGCUUAAGGAAAAGGUGGAAGAUCUAUACUCGAAUGAUGAUGCUACUACCGAGGAAAUAGCAGAUGCUCUGAAAGAACUAUCUACUGCUCUUAAGGCAGAAGAGAUGGCAAGAAAUAGGAUCACACAACUUCUAGAUGACAAUGGAAAUGUGGUGGAGGAUGAAGAAGGAUUAGUAGCCAUUGCUACUAGUUAUUUCAGACAAAUUUUCGAGUCUUCAAAUCCGGAAGAUAUAGCUGAUGCAUUGGAAAAUGUCUCGACAACGAUAACUGGGGCAAUAAAUGAGGAUCUUACAACUCCAGUAACUGAAUGGGAAGUUAAAGCAAUGUUCGCCAUGUAUCCAGAGAAAGCCCCAGGACCAGAUGGGAUGACAGCCCUAUUUUAUCCGAAGUUUUGGGAUAUUGUCAAAGAGGAUUUAACUCGUAUGGUUAAUCAGUUUCUUUUUGACGGAACAAUGGCUCAAGGGCUAAAUGACACCAAUAUCUGCCUAAUUCCUAAAACGGAUAAGACCAACGAAAUGACAAAGUUUAGACCGAUCAGCCUAUGUAACGUCAGCUACAAGAUUAUAUCUAAGUCAGCCUUUGUUGCGGGUAGACAAAUUACAGAUAAUAUAAUGAUAGCCCAGGAGAUGUUCCACGCACUGAGAACAAAGCUAGCUGGGAGAGUCAAGAGAAUGGCCAUUAAAACGGAUAUGAGUAAAGCGUAUGAUAGAAUGGAAUGGUCUUUCAUUGAGGCGGUUAUGCAGAAGAUGGGUUUCUCAGAGAUUUGGAUUGGCUGGAUUAUGCGAUGCAUCACCUCGGUUAAUAAGAGGAUUGCAGUGAAUGAUAGACAGCAAAUCAAAGACACUCUUGGAAUCCAUAAUGAAGGGGGAAUGGGAACAUACUUGGGAAUACCAGAGGAUAUUAGCGGAUCUAGGUGCAAGCUCUUCGCUUUCCUAAAAGAAAAACUAUUACAUAGAGUGAAUGGUUGGACAGUGAGAUGGCUAUCGAAAGGAGGGAAGGAAGUUUUGCUCAAAUCUAUUCUCCUAGCUCUUCCCACAUAUGUCAUGUUAAGAUUUUUACUCCUUUUGGAGAUUUGCGAGAACCUUGCAAGUGCCAUAACACAAUUCUGGUGGGGCUCAAACCCACCAAAACGAGGGAUUCACUGGGCUAAAUGGGAAAAGAUGUGUGCUCCCAGAGAGGAAGGUGGAGUUGGAUUCCGCAUGAUCCAUGAAUUUAAUUUAGCUCUGCUAGCAAAGCAGCUAUGGCGUCUUGUUCAAUACCCGGAUUCAUUAGUAGCGAGAGUACUUAAGGGAAUAUAUUACCGUCUCAGUUCGCUCAUGCGAAUUGCUGCGGUGGAUAACCCAUCUUAUGUGUGGACGAGUAUUUCAGCGGCGAAGAAGCUUUUACUUUUGGGUAUCAGGAGUAAAGUGCAUUUAGGAUAUGAAAUCAAUGUCUGGCAGGAUCCAUGGAUUCCCGACCCAGGGCCCCAGUGGUAA